AUGGACAUGUACCUACCCUCACUCACACAGACACAGCUAGCCUUAGAUGGGAAGGGGGACCUGCAGGUCUACACAGUGCAGGUCUACACAGUGCAGGCCUACACAGUGCAGGUCUACACAGUGCAAGGGAAGCCCACCCAGUUCUUGGUGGAUACUGGGGCUCAGCAUUCAGUCCUUCUACAAACUAUGGGCCCAUUGUCUAAUAAGAGGUCGUGGGUCCAGGGAGCUACUGGCAAUAAGCAAUAUUCAUGGACCACCCAAAGGACAGUGGACCUUGGCAUGGGCCGGGUGUCCCACGCAUUCUUAGUCAUUCCAGAGUGCCCCUACCCUCUCCUGGGCAGGGACCUGCUUGCAAAGAUUGGAGCUCAGAUUCAUUUUCUUCCAGAAGGCCCCCAGGUAAAAGACAGACAAGGAAAUGUGUGCCAUGUGUUGACUGUGAAACUCGAGGAUGAAUACCGCCUCUUUGAUCACCCAAAAGAUAAUCCCGGAGAUAUGGACUGGUGGUUAAACCAGUUCCCCCAGGCAUGGGCAGAAACCACAGGCAUGGGUGAGGCUAGAAACCAGCUGGUGGUCUAUGUAGAGCUGAAAGCCACGGCCACUCCAGUAGCAGUCUGUCAAUACCCAGUGAGUAAAGAAGCCCGAGAUGGAAUCAGACCUCAUAUCCUCAGGUUGCUAGAUCUGGGAAUACUUAAAAGGUGUCAGUCAGCAUGGAACACACCUCUGCUUCCAGGACGAAAGCCUGGCACCAAUGACUACCGAACAGUGCAAGAUCUCUGUGAGGUAAACAAACAGGUGACGGACUUAUAUCCCACAGUACCAAACCCAUAUAAUUUGUUGAGUUCUCUUCCCCCAGAAAGUACUUGGUACACUGUACUGGAUCUUAAAGAUGCCUUCUUCUGCCUCCGACUAAGUCUGAGAAGUCAACCCAUCUUCACUUUCAAAUGGAAGGACCCGGGGUCAGGAAUAUCUGGACAAUUAACAUGGACUCGGCUUCCACAGGGGUUCAAAAGCUCCCCUACCAUCUUCAAUGAAGCUCUACACCAGGACCUCGCUCUGUUCAGAGCAGAAAACCCCCAGGUAACCCUUCUUCAGUUUGUGGAUGACAUCCUUCUGGCUGCCCCUAACAGAGACACAUGCUUUGAUAGAACUCAUCAGUUACUAACUGAACUGGAAAAACUGGGUUACAGAGCCUCUCCAAGAAGGCCCUGA
This is a messenger RNA of Arvicanthis niloticus (Nile rat), 1209 nucleotides long. Lineage: Eukaryota; Metazoa; Chordata; Mammalia; Rodentia; Muridae. The record is from RefSeq and is a predicted model, not a curated record.